Prorocentrum cordatum is the source of this 1776-nucleotide messenger RNA. Lineage: Eukaryota; Dinophyceae; Prorocentrales; Prorocentraceae. The record is from the annotation of a GenBank genome assembly.
AUGCAGUUGGUCGCGAUGGGCCCCAGCGUUCACCUGCUCAUGUUGCAGAUGCUAGGCACCGGUGCGAUCGAAAUCCGCAGGCCGUCUUCUUCGCAGGGGGGAUCUUCUCUGUUGGAGUACGGCAGCGAUGCCGGCGGGCAGGGCAAGGUCUUCGGUGGUGUGACGAGUCAUUUCACUCAGACUGCUGACGAUAAGUCGUAUUGGGCUGCCGUUGGAAUGAAGAACAAAGUGGGCGUUACACGGUACCAGAACUACGAGCUCAAGCACAUCAAGAGGAGUGAUGGCAAGUUCUUCUGGGCCGAUUCCGCCAACCGCGAGGACAUUAACUUUACUGGCGCGAAGGACCUUACAGCAAGUGUGACCUGGGGAUGGCACCACCCGUCCGGAGUCUACAACACCAUCCCGGUCGGCAGCCCCCUCCUCGACGACCAGAACAACAUCUACAUCGGAGCCGACGACGCCAUCCGGAAGUUCGACGUAAACGGUGUAAUCAAGUGGAGUUACGCCCCCCGAGGUCAAUUGGCGGCGGCACCCAGCCUGUGCCCCGCUGGUGCAAGGCGCCUCGCGACCUCCGACGUGAGCUUCGGAGGGCAAGAGGACAUGGUGCGGCCAGACUGGGCCAAGGGCAACGAGACCGGCACGGCUUCCGAACUCACCAGGGAGUUCCGCGUCGGCGACACGGUCAAGGUGAAGCCUGGCGCGAGCUAUUGGGUGGACGGCAGGGAGCUCUUCAGGGCCGGCGACGAAGGCACGAUCUCUGGCGUCGUCCCGGAUGAGCAGGGCAAGGACAGCAGGGCCACCAUCUUGUGGACGCGCAGCGGGGACAAGACGGUGGUGCAGCUCCACACCAUGGCGAAGCGCUUCUCGCACGUGGAGAAGCGGGACACCACACUGCCCGCCAUGCUGGUGGGCAGCACCACUUCUGGCUACGUGUUCGCGAUCGACCUCGACAGCGGAGAUGAGUUGUGGGCAACUUGGGCCUCGAACGAGAUCGCUGGCGUCAAGGGGUCUGUGGCUUGCAAGGGCGGUAUCGUAGUGGUCGCAACUGACCGCUGCACUGACCGUUACUGUUACAGGUACCGCAACCAGACCAACCCCCUCACGCCAGGCAAUCAGUGGGUGCGUGGCCUGAGCGCUGCGGACGGCAGCUCUGUCUGGCAGUACAAGACGUUCCAGCCGACGUGGAGCAUGAUCCCUCUGUGGGGUCCCGGCACCAGCGUGAUGUUCCAGGACUGGGAGGGCAGGGUGUACAGCCUGGACUACCUGACAGGCGCCGAGAUAUGCAGUCGGCGGAGACAUCGGGACGCACACCAAUGCAGCCGCCGUGUACAGCGCGGGCCACGACACAGUCAUUGCUUUGGGCGUGAAGCACUACACCAAUGGCCGUUGCAAUCCUUACCCAGCUCCCGGUAUCCUCCCAUCAUGCUGGACGUGGCCAGGCACGCGGGGCUUCAUCCGCGGCUACAACGCCUCCUCUGGCAGGAAGGUCUGGGAGACGGAGACGCCGGAGCCGCCGGCCAGCGCCAGCAUCAGCGCGCUCAACAGCCCCUCAUUCCACACCCGCCUGGUGGUCGCCAUGGGCCACAACUGCUACCUCGGCGCCUCCAGCCAGAUCUGGGGCCUCGACCCAAACAACGGCCACACCCGGUGGAUAAAGGAGGGCCCGACGCUGUGGACCGGCUUCUGUGCUGGCGACAAGGAGGGGGCAGACAUCCGCCGGGCCAUGGGCGGCCGCGAAAAGUGCCAUCCGAACAGCUGGUCCAUGCCGGUGGCUGA